ACUACAACUUCUUACUACACACCCGAUCUCACUUCAACGGUGCGCAAGACGGUCCGCUCCGGUGCUGGUUCCGCUUACAACAAUCUUGGACAUACUACCGAUGAGGAGGAUACGCGCGGUGAAGAAUCUGAAAGAAUCAUUUUCCGCGACACUCCACGUUCUCCCAAGGAUUCACCGAUCGUGCGCCUCUGGAAACGGCUUUCUGGCAAUGGUGACGAGUUCAAAGCCGGGCCUCCCGGAACUUACUACGACAUGAAGGUGAAUUGGUGGGACGAUAUUCCGCGGCUGCUCUUGAUCAUCUUCUCCAUUUUCUUCGUGAUUCUGGCGAUCGGAUACGUGACAACCGCUCACCCCGACACUCUGGCCAAUGGAGCUAAAGUUGUUGCCGCUUCGACUCGUGAUAUGGUCGGCUUCUUCUACCAAUACCUCAUCGUUCCGUCUGCUGUGCUGGCCGCCCUUGCUGUAGCCGUCAUUGCCGUCUACUACACCCAUCGCUACUAUCGCAACUCACGCGCCGAAGAGGAGGGCGCCUUCUUCGAUCUGGUGGAGAAGAUUACCGACACUGUCCGUGAUUCUGCUGCCGAUGGCGAGGAAUAUAUUAGCGUGCCCCAUGUCCGCGACGUCAUCUUCCCUCCGGCUCGCCGCCGUCCCGCCGAACUGGCUCGCUGGGAGCGCGCCGUGGAGUACGUCAACGAUAACGAGUCGCGCAUCGCCACCGAGACUCGCCUCAUCCGCGGACACGAGUGCGCCGUCUGGAAAUGGCUGGAGGCGAAGAAGACCGGAUGGCAAGGCAAAGCCUUCGCCGAAGCCCUUUCGCCGAACGUCCCAAAACAGGGCCUCACCAAGUUCCUAAAAAUUCGCGAUAUGGUGGCUAACGACGGGUCGGAUCGCCUAAAGGCCGAGCUGGACAUGCGCGACAAGCUGCGCCCGAUUCAACCAUUACAUGUUGGAUAUUGUGCCGACCAUAGCACUAACGAGAAGCUAAUUUUCGCGAUGUUCUCCACUAACGACCAGGCUCAUAAAGCCUUUACUGCCCUUCAUGGCGAGUGGUAUUGCGGUCGCCUCAUCAAUGUUCGCGAUAUAUUGCCAACGCCUGUGGAUCAAUCAACUGUUUUUGGCCUCUAUCAGGUCAAUCUGGAAUUCAAUUGGCCAUCUUGUGUGGAAGAAGAGUCCUUCCAUUUCAUUUCCGUUUUCACAUACCUCUUUCCUGGAAAGAUGGUAAAAUUCACGGGAAAGCCCAAGGAUAAGGACGAAGCCUCCGAUUCUGACAAGGAGGAUGACGGAGAGGCAAGAAUUCAACUUUUUUUUAUUCGUGAAGAGUUGCUGUCGCUCAAGGAUGAACACCUGCCGCUCGAGAAAGCUGUUGAGGAAGGGACCCGUUGCCUGGCCCGUGCCGCACUUUCACUACGCAAAUUGGCUCGUGAUGCUGAAUGUACCUUGCCUGAUAUCCUCAUCAAAAUGGUGGCUUCGGAAAAAGUCGUCGCCUACGCUCGCAUUUCUCCAGCAGAGGGAGAUUGGCAAGUGCGCAACACGCACGAGCGCUGGAUCCCAUCCGAGAAAGGCCGCGUCGUCUACGAUGACAAGCUGUUCGAACUACAAGAACGAACGGCUGAGGGGUGGACUUUCGUGGCGCAUACGGAUGUUUGGGGCGCUAAAAUCUCGCAGAAGACGAUGAGCACGGCUCCGAAUGGGUGGAAAUACGAAGGCUCUUGGGCUCGCGACUUCCAUUCCACCGGAGACAAAGAGGGCUGGAUGUACUCCGUCGGCGGCCAGUUUGACGGCUCUGAAGCGAACGAGAGGGCUGAAAGCGGCAGCAUUUUGGACGUGCAGGCUAACAUUGGAAUCGAUGACAACUGGGAGUAUGCCACCAAACAAAACGGCGUCUUCCACGACAAGUGCAUGCCAGGGGACCGCGCACGUCGGCGUCGUUUCGUUGCCCCUGUCGUGAAGAACGACGACCCGGUGACCAACUACAACGCGAUGCGCCAGUUCGAGAUCCACGACGUCGUCUCUCAAUGGCAGCUACGUGCCUAUGUCUUUUGGGGCAAAGAUCUGCUGCCCGUGACGAAGGACUUCUCAUCGAGGGCCUUUGUUCGCUUCUCCUACCUGCACCACACCAAACAAACGGCUGUCGUGGAUCGUACGGCGAAUCCAGUCUUCAACGAAUCGCUGGUUUUUGACAAGUUAUUGAUCCCCGGCUCUCACAACACCAUCAUCGACUGCCCUCCAUCCGUUUUUGUCGAUGUCCGAGGAGAGCGACACGAUGAUUCUGAAUGCUUCCUCGGCCGCUUCACAGCUUCUCCGACCGUUAUCUGUUCUGCAACGGAACGACGUGCGAAGAUGCGCUGGUUCACCCUGUCUUUCGGCCAAGGCCGCACCCGUGGCUCGUUGCUGUGUGCCUUCGAAUUGUUCCUCCGCGACACCAAUCACAAAGUCGAACUGCCCCUGAUGCCGGCAAAGAAGAAGACCAGUGGCAUCGAGGUGCCGGCCGAGUUGCGGCCCAAGUUUUCCAAGUACAGCGUCCAGAUGCUCUGCUGGGGCGUCCGCAACCUGCAGCGCCACAAUUUGCUGACGGUCCGCCGCCCUUUCAUCUCGAUGAUCUUUGGCGAUUCUGAUGCAAAGCUCCGCCCAUUGCGAGAUGUCAAGGAUAACCCGAACUUUGACGAACCCCUCGUCACCUUCCAAGAAGUCAUGCUCCCGGACGAGCUGGAGCUAGCUCCGCCGCUCGUGCUCAACCUGCACGAUCAACGAGCUUUCCGGCGCCAACCGCUCGUCGGUGUCUGUCUGGUUAGCGACUACCGCAAAUACGUCAAAACAGCUCGAAUCCAAAAGCAAGACCAACUAUCUGACGACGGCUGGCAGCAAUUUGAGGAUCUGGUUGAGCUAGAAGAUGCUGCGGAUGCUAAAUUACCGAAAGUGGUGAAUGACGAACAUUUGGGCGAUUAUCGCAUCGACUGGUGGAGCAAGUUCUACUAUUCGGAUGGCCACUCCGAACGCGCUCCUGGUUUCAAAGAAACCGGCAUCGAAUCGCUGCGCAUCUUCCCAUGGCCACUGGAAGACACCAAGGAAUACGGGCGCUUCAAAGACUUCCUCGACACAUUCCACCCUGCAAAACGCGUGGUUUUAGGCCACUUUGAUGAUCAUGAAGAGAAGGAAUUGACGGGAGAGCUGAAAGGGCGCCUUUUCCUUCGAAAAUAUGAAGGAGAAAAAGCGCCCGCUUUGGCUCAACCGUCUGGCGUCGAAUUUCCUGGAGUGACAGCGUGCCGUGUGCGUCUCUAUGUUGUGGCUGCCACCGGCCUCAUCAACAAGAAAACGAACCGCGCCUGUGACUCCUACGUGAUGGCGCGAAUUGGGAAGAAGAAGAUCAGCCGCAAAGCCAGCUACUCCCCGGACAACGUUGAUCCAGAAUAUGGAGAGUUGAUCGAAUUUGAUGUUGAGCUCCCGCUCGAGAAGGACUUGGUCAUAACCGUCAUGAAUCGCCGGCGCAUCAUCCGUGACGAGGAAAUCGGCUCCACAACGAUCGAUCUCGAGGACCGCCUUUUGACGCGUCACCGGGCUACUGUAGCCCUCCCGCAGCAAUACACCACAAAGGGCGAUCUGGUGUGGAGGGACCAACUCAGCCCCCUCUCCACCCUUCGUCGAUACUGCCGUCGGAUGCAACUCCCACCACCACGUUUCCUCGGCGAUGCCUAUCCGAAUCUGGGACUUGAGGUGCUGGGCGUCAAAUUCAUGAUCAGCGACAUUGAGCGCGAGCCAACGCCCAGACCCCGGGUUGGCAGCCCGGUGCAGCGAGUGGCCCUCUUUGUACUCCACAAGAUGGGUCUGGUGCCUGAGCACGUCGAAUCACGCCCACUAUUUGACAGCCAUGGUGGAAAGCAAGAGGUGGGCCGCAUCCGCUGUUGGGUCGACAUCUUUCCCUUGGAUAUCGGCCCUGUACCCCGCCCGAUUGACAUCUCCGUCCGCCGCCCAGAACAAUACCAAAUCCGCAUCGCCAUCUUCAACGUGUUCAACGCGGUCGUCUGCAAGCGCAACUUCCAACAACCAUGCGGCGAUCUCUACGUCAAGGCAUUCCUCAAUGGCCAGCAAAAGGGCCAAAAGACGGAUGUUCACUACCGAGUGCUCGACGGCUUUGCAUCUUUCAACUAUCGAUUGAUCCUCGAUUUUGACUGGAACCCUUGGGAGAAGAAGAUCUACGCCAAGGAGAAGAAACGCCUCUUCAGGAAAUCACGCACCGAGCUGACAGACUCGUUGCUGAUUCUACAAUUGUGGGACAACAACAAGUUCAGCAAGGACACCCUCCUUGGCGAGCUGGUCGUUGAUCUACAGGGUUUCCAAGAGGGUAUGAUGGACCCCGAUGAGAUCCAAGCCGUCUACUACCCGCAAGUGCGCUACCGUAACCUUUGCGCCCGGUGUUGCCGUUGGUCGUGGGCUAGACGCCCGGCUCUUUGUUGCAACCGGAAACGGAAGGAGAAGCUCAAGCUCAAGGAGACGAUCCCGCUCCCCAAGGCCCCGCUCUACAAACCCCCAAACAAGGACGACCCCUACUUCCGGCCCUUCGAGGGGGAGACACUGCGCGGCUACUUCCCGAUGCUCCGCAAAGGGGCCGAGCUGCCAAAUGAACAGAAAGUCGACCACGACGCAAAGAAAAAGAAGAACGACGACUACGCGGUGCUCAAUCCCGACAAAAACUAUGUGACUGGAGUGGUCGAAAUGGAGGUGCAGCUCCUUCCGAAGCACGAGGCAGAUCGUGAGAAAGUGGGCUUGAAGCGGAAGAAGCCAAAUCAUAGCCCAACCCUCGAAAAGCCCGACCGAUCGACGUGGGAUUCUCACUGGUUGCUAUCUCGGAUCCGCCCGGCUCUUCGUCACUUCUGGCAUACCUGGGGAAAGCCGUUGAUCGUCUGGCUGGUGAUCAUCCUCUUGAUCGUACUCGUCGUCGCCUCAAUCCUCUACAACCUGCCCCUCAUCCUCGAGCGCGUCUUCGCUUCGAUGGCCGAGCUCAUCACGGGCGAG
Mesorhabditis spiculigera is the source of this 5010-nucleotide messenger RNA. The record is from the annotation of a GenBank genome assembly. NCBI's taxonomy places the organism in Eukaryota, Metazoa, Nematoda, Chromadorea, Rhabditida, Rhabditidae.